AUGCUAGAGGUUCUCAAAGAGGAGAUCAACAUGAAUGCUAACCGUAGCCGAAAUGUUAAAAUUGUGGCAAUGAUUGAGAAGGCAUGUGGUAGUAAAGAGAAGAGGAGACCACAUGUUGCCGUUGUAGUGAAGCACUUCCUGUUGGUGGCUCUUGGUUCGUUGCUGGCUCCAACAAGCUCACGCAUCUAUAAGUUGGACUAUGCAGGGUACCUGGCUGGGAGGGUGGAGAACAUUCGAACUGAGUGCUCAUGGGAUAUCCACUUCUUGAUGCUUCAUUUGCUAGACUUCCUUAUCGUGAGAGGAUUGGCCACAAACACCAUCCCGAGUUGGAGCUAUUGGUUCGAACCAAGGGUGGAUAAGUUCUACAAGACGGAUUGGUGGGAGGAAAUAGACUUGGAAACCAUUGAGACCGAAGAGCUUAAGGCAUUGCAGUCCUUGAGUGAAAAAGCGAUGGAUAAGUGGGAUUCAAGGCGUGAAAGUGUCUGA
Messenger RNA from Linum trigynum, 486 nucleotides. NCBI's taxonomy places the organism in Eukaryota, Viridiplantae, Streptophyta, Magnoliopsida, Malpighiales, Linaceae. The record is from the annotation of a GenBank genome assembly.